This is a messenger RNA of Clavispora lusitaniae ATCC 42720, 2064 nucleotides long. It is a transcript of the gene OPT8, whose product is annotated as Opt8p. NCBI's taxonomy places the organism in Eukaryota, Fungi, Ascomycota, Pichiomycetes, Serinales, Metschnikowiaceae. Gene Ontology annotation, molecular function: oligopeptide transmembrane transporter activity. Gene Ontology annotation, cellular component: fungal-type vacuole membrane. The record is from RefSeq and is a predicted model, not a curated record.
AUGGCGGGAGAGGAUAUAGACACUAGUGCAAUGACACUAGAAGAGAUCAGAGAUUUGAGGUGGCAUGAUAAGUGUGGACUACCGCAAAUCACGUUCAGAGCCACAUUCGUGGGACUUUUGAUUGGAAGUGUAGUUCUUAUCUCGAAUUUCCAGUUUGGCCUUCAAACAGGAUGGGUCUCGAUGAUGUCACUUCCAUCGGCCCUUCUAGGCUUUACCAUCUUCAAACUUACUUCCAUGUCGAGAAACUUUACGGAUGUGGAGAAUGUGUAUAUUCAGAGUGUGUCUGUCGCUGUCGGCACAGGUCCAUUGGCGUACGGACUAGUUGGUAUCAUACCAGCAAUCGAGAAAUUCUUGACAAAAGACGAGAGUGGCACAGGCUCGCAAAUAGUACUAAGUUUAUCACAAUUGAUGGUUUGGUCUCUUGGCUUGGCACUCUUUGGAGUUUUCUUUGCAGUGCCUUUGAGAAAGCAAGUGAUCAUCAAUGAAAAGCUCCCUUUUCCCUCGGGCAGCGCCACCGCCACAUUAAUUUCCGUUUUGCAUGGUACAGACAUGUAUGAUGAUGAGGACAAACACUCAGAUUCUCACAGUUGCAAUUCCAAAUACUCUGAUGAUAGUGAAGAUACGUUUGCUCAGUGUGGUGUCAUUCGACCUCUGGACUCCAAUGGAUUAAAGGCGUACCAUAUUGAGAAAACUUAUCGCACAAAUAUCAAGUCGCUAGUGAUCACCUUUUGUGUAUCGGCAGCUUACACGGUGACUUCUUACUUUCUUCCAUUUUUGAAAUCACUUCCUAUCUUCGGCAGUACGAUGUCAAAGGUCUAUCAAUGGAACUUUCAACCUUCUCCAGCUUAUAUCGGACAGGGGAUAAUCAUGGGCUUGCCUUCUGUAUCUUACAUGUUGUUUGGUGCUGUAUUAGGAUGGGGUAUGCUCGCUCCGUUGGCAAAACAUUUGGGAUGGGCACCGGGACCAAUAGAUGAUUGGGUCACGGGCGGCCAAGGGUGGAUUCUUUGGUUGAGUUUGAGUGUUAUGAUAGCAGAUUCCUUAGUGUCUUUUGUGGUGGUGACUAUCAAAUCUAUUAGUCGUUUGAAUAUUUUCCGGUUUAAUGAUUCCAUUGAGUAUGAUCCAUUGAUUUCCGAAGACGAUCGCUUGGUUUCAGAAGUCGGCGCUCGUGCUCCAGCUGCAUUCGUGGAUGUCGCCAAGGAGCAUUUGGUAAGCAAUAAAGUCACAGUCGUUGGCGUUGUCUUGUCAUCUGCACUUUGUCUUUGGGCUGUGUCGGAUGUAUUCGGCGAUCUUGUGCCUUACUAUGCUACUUUCAUGGCUAUAUUAUUGGCGCUAUUCUUUUCUAUCCUAGGGGUGCGUGCAUUGGGAGAGACUGAUCUCAAUCCCGUCAGUGGAAUUGGGAAACUUUCUCAAUUGAUCUUUGCAGUGAUAAUUCCGCAUGACCACCCAGCCAAAAUCUUAAUAAAUUUGGUGGCGGGCGGAAUUGCUGAAGCAGGGGCUCAACAAGCGGGCGAUUUAAUGCAAGACUUGAAAACGGGCCAUUUAUUAGGUGCGUCCCCUAAAGCCCAGUUUACAGCUCAAUUGGUGGGAACAGUGUAUUCUGUAUUCUUGAGCAGCAUCAUGUACAAGGUCUACAAUUCCGUGUAUGAGAUUCCUAGCAAAAUGUUUCGAAUCCCAACAGCCGUGGUAUGGAUAGACUGUUCCAGACUUGUUACCGGAGAAGGUCUUCCGCCGCAUGCUUUUGAAUUCUGUAUGCUUUUCGGGGGCGUGUUUGGCAUUAUCUCGGUUUUGAAGAAUACACUCUCUUCUCACUCAAGGUACCACAAGUAUCUUGUUUAUUUACCCAAUGGUGUGGCCGUGGGUAUCGGUAUGUAUAAUACGCCAAACUUUACGCUUGCAAGAUUUGUGGGCGGCGUGCUCGCAUACGUCUGGAUGAAUUACGCCAAAAAGGGACAUGCUGACCAAAAGGUGAAGAUGAUCAUUGUCAGCAGCGGUUUGGUUUUGGGAGAAGGUUUGCUCAGUGGCUUUACCAUGCUUUUAACAAGUAUGGGCGUGAGGCACUGGUAG